This is a messenger RNA of Stylophora pistillata, 2452 nucleotides long. RefSeq lists its product as uncharacterized. The record is from RefSeq and is a predicted model, not a curated record. Lineage: Eukaryota; Metazoa; Cnidaria; Anthozoa; Scleractinia; Pocilloporidae. Gene Ontology annotation, molecular function: DNA binding; exonuclease activity.
UAAAUGAUUGAAAUUGUGGAUUACCAACAAACAGCGCGACAGUUGAUUAUGUUGGUAACAUGGAGUUUCAUAAUCUAAAAUACUAACAAAAAUUUCAACCAAGGAGAGUACAGUAGUUUGUUUGACCUUGCACACUGUACCUAGAUUGCCAGAGAUUGAUGAGAUCACCACUUAGAAUAGACCCCUUCCCUAACUAUAAUCAGUCAAUCAAAAUGAUGAAAGACACGGUCCAAAGUGACAGUGUAAGCUUGGUUAGCAAGGGAAGUAGUAAUCAAUUCUGCAAAAGACUAUCACUUCAUAAAAAAGUAUCAUCAUGAUGGCUUAGUUACUGGCAAAGAAGAAAGUAAUUCAUAGUAGUUUUAUCAAACACUCUUUUCCUUUGAAACAUGAAAUAGAGGCAAAGGACCAUUUAAGGAAUUGAAUUGUUGAGAUAAAAAAGAAAAAAUGAGGGGUUAUUCAGUUAAAAUACCACGAAAAGUGAGAAUUAUCGCUGGGAACCAGCCCUUUGCUAUUUGCAUCCUCCCAGAACGUGUCACACAAGGAGCCUGCCUCAACAUUAUCACCGGCAAUCUCAACUUUACCUCUACCGUACAAGCACUUUAUUCCAUCCUCAGUAAAUUUCACAAGGUGAAAGUCUAUAGGGAAACAAGGUAUCAGCAACUAAGCUUAUCCGUUUGAAGUACGUCUUGCUACAAACAAUUAUUUCGUAGUUUCGAUAAGGUCAUUAUUCACAACUAUGAACGAAAUAAACAAAAAAAAAUUUUAAGUUUCACCGCUAAAAAAAUGGGUGUCACUCACCAUUAACCUCUUGAAAACGUGUUGAUGCUUUGGUAAUUCGUUGAUUCCUUUUUGACAUUUUGUAGAGCUGAUCUUUAUUUGUAAGCCGAACAAAGUUAUUCAAACGCUAAAACGACGCCACGUGUAAGCGUUUGAAUAACUGAAAUUUAUCACACCACGAAAAGAAAACAAAAGUGCCGCCAAAGAACAAAGUUUACCGAAAAAGCUGUGCAAUUAGCCAUUUUCAAAACGAGCGGCGGUCUGGGUACGAUUUGCCACCCUAGAGGCUCUUGGGAUCGUUUGGAGGGACAGCAAGAACAUGGUGGACAAGAGCAAUGCAACCGUGCGAGACGCUCUCAAGGUUAUUCUGACAGAAGAAGAUAUACCUGGUGCAAAAAUUCCUCGCGAAACUGUAGAACAAUGUAGCGUCGUUCAAUUGAAAAGGUGGUUGCUGUGCAGGGGAGCAAAGACUACGGGAAAUAAGAAAGCAUUGAUAACAAGAGUUCAAGAUUACAUUAAGCAUGGACUAGACGUUAAAUAUCUCCGUGAUCCAGACGGUGGACUACACCUUCUCCGCAAGAAGGCUCAACUUGGAGUGCUGGAGGAGGAAGAGCCGCAGCUCAACCAAUUCUUUCCAAAAGAAGGAUACAAACCUGAUUUUAAAGAUUUGCCUAAGAUAGCUUUUGGAACCGUUUGGCAGUUUAUGAUUGAAGGAGUUGAAAGUAAAAAACAACUUUCCACUGCAAAGCCCCUAGUCAAGGGAUUUAACUUCUUCAAGUCAGGGCAUGUUUUAUACAUUGGACAUCUGCACCAAAAUGGAAAACAUUAUGUAAAAAGCCAAGUUCUGCCAUCGAUGAAAAAAGAUAAAGUAUACUCUUGUUUUCUGUUAAUGUCAUCCAUAGGUUGUGUGUUAAAAGCACACUGUAAGUGUCCUGCUGGUAUUGAUGGCCGUUGUAACCAUGUGGCAUCUACAUUGUUUGCCCUUGAACAAAGCUUUAAGGAGACGAAAAGGAAAAAUUCGGAUGCAGCUGAGUCCUGCACAUCUAAGCCUUGUAAAUGGAAUGUGCCAGGGAAACGCAAGGGUCCAGUGACACCUAUCUCUGAGAUGAGCUUUGUCAAACAUGAUUAUGCUAAAGAAAAGAAAGCAAAAAGGCCAAAGCUAGCCUCAUGUCCAGCACAGAAUGGUACCUGUGUAUCAGAAAAAAAAGUCUGGCCAAGUGAAAGAUUACAAAACUUCCAUAAAUCUUUAAAAGAAUAUCAAAUGAAAUCUGGGAGAGCUGUUGGAUGGACACAUAUUCUUCCUCAAAAGGUAAAUAAUCUGGAAGAGCCACUCAUCUCACCCAUCAAAUGUCAUCCAAUAUCAGCUGAUGAACUAAGAGUGAGAUUUGAGAAAGUGAAGAGGAACAUUAAUUUUGAUGAAGAAAAAAUAAAGAAAGUAGAAGAGCAAACACGAGGGCAGUCAAACUCAAAUUUGUGGCAUCAUCACAGGCAGCCCAGGAUUACUGCUACAAAUUGUUACAGAAUAGCUGUGCAAAGGGAAACAACAUCACCAACAAAAAUCAUCCAAGAUGUCCUUGGUUACAAAAAACCAUUUCAGAGUAAAUACAUGCAAGAAGGACUUGAAAUGGAGGACAGGAUCAUAGCUGCUUACAAAUUAUUAAAGCAGGGGNGCUGA